Molecule: messenger RNA, 870 nt
Organism: Cyphellophora attinorum
Lineage: Eukaryota; Fungi; Ascomycota; Eurotiomycetes; Chaetothyriales; Cyphellophoraceae
Exons: 2
Coding region: 1-870 (289 amino acids)
Biological process (GO): mycotoxin biosynthetic process
Source: RefSeq, a predicted model, not a curated record
AUGCCAGCACAUUACUCGCCGCUGGGUCAGGUCGCAAGCGACGACGACGACAACGACACAGCCUUCCAUCAGUCAUCUGCAACUCGAGUGUGGAGUGGCCUAAGAGUCUGGCAGUCCUUGACUCUAAUAUUUGCACUUGUAAGUGGUCUCCAGGCCGCUUACCAACACGUCCAUGCGAGAUGCCCGCUAGAUGGAUCGUUCGACAGUGGCUUCACCACAGAUUUAGCAAGUGCCCGAUCCGCAAUCAACACGAAGAAGAGCUUAUUCACAGGCUGGAUUUCAUACAAUCACACCACUAAAGAUGUAUACCGGGUCCUCGAUGGUACUUCCAUGCAGUACUUCGGAAAACCCUCUCCAGAGAUCGAUGAGGCAUGGCAGCACCUUCUGUACGGCCAGUAUCCGGCCUUGACAGAUGAUGAAGCAUUGCUGUUCUCGUCGGGCUAUCCAGUAUCGCAGAUGGCCGGUACCGCUUCGCAUAGCGAGGAUGCAAACUUCAAAGGCCUAUACCGCAAUCCAAUCGCAAAGCAGACCUACAUGCAGCUAGACGUCUUUCACUCUCUGCAUUGCCUCAACUACAUCCGCAAGAACCUCCAUGCCGACUACUACGAACAACAUCCUACCCACGUCGACGAUCCAAUGAUUCGGAUUCCGCCAUCCUGGCCAAAAGUUCAUCUUGAGCACUGUCUUGACCAUAUACGUCAGAGCAUUCAGUGCUUCGGCGACCUCAGUCCAGCGCCAUUCUAUGAAUGGCGGGGCCUUGACCUCACGAUUGCCACGGGACAGCUACAUACGUGUCGUGAUUUCGAGCAGAUCAGAAAGUGGCAAGAUGAGCGCAAUGAAAAGAUGCCAUUCAUGGAAGACGUGGAUUGA